Molecule: messenger RNA, 746 nt
Organism: Callorhinchus milii (elephant shark)
Lineage: Eukaryota; Metazoa; Chordata; Chondrichthyes; Chimaeriformes; Callorhinchidae
Gene: ssbp1
Product: single-stranded DNA binding protein 1
Exons: 7
Coding region: 93-539 (148 amino acids)
Biological process (GO): mitochondrial DNA replication; positive regulation of helicase activity
Cellular component (GO): mitochondrial nucleoid
Molecular function (GO): single-stranded DNA binding
Source: RefSeq, a predicted model, not a curated record
CGGGGUUGGUGUUCCGGGGGCGCGGACACGGGGACGGACCUGAAAUAGAGGACCGGAAGUUGGGUGAAAAAAAGCCAUCAAAUCCAAGGAAAAUGUUCCGAAGAUCCAUUGUUAAUGUAAUACAGAAGCUUGCCAGGCAUGAAACCACUGAUGCCUCCUCCCUCAUACUUGAGAGAUCGUUGAACCGAGUGCAGCUGCUGGGUCGAGUGGGGCAAGACCCAGUGAUGAGGCAGGUCGAUGGAAAGAAUCCCGUGACUAUCUUCUCGUUAGCAACCAAUGAAAUGUGGCGGUCAGGUGACAGUGAUACGUUUGUCUCGGGUGAUAUCAACCAGAAGACCACUUGGCAUCGAAUUUCCAUUUUCAGACCCGGUUUGAGAGAUUUAGCGUAUCAGUAUGUGAAAAAAGGGGCCCGGAUUUACUUGGAAGGAAAGAUAGAUUAUGGCGAGUACACAGACAAGAACAAUGUGCGGCGUCAGGCAACCACUGUGGUGGCGGAUAAUAUAAUUUUUUUAAGUGACUCUGUGAAGGAGAAAGUCUGAAAAAGGCUCUUGCUGUACAAAACCAAGAUCAUUCCUCUGACUGGGCUCAUCCUCCUCCUCACAACCAUCAUCAUGUUCAAUACCACAAAUUCUAUAAGAUGGAAGCUGCUCUUUGUUAUUGCUUUUUCUCUAGUCUAGAAUUGCUCUCUUUGAAUUAUGUUGCAUAUUGUUUGUAAGGGAUUUGAUAAUAAAACAAUGAUGUACAGA